Messenger RNA from Scleropages formosus (Asian bonytongue), 2970 nucleotides. RefSeq names its product disks large-associated protein 3-like. Gene Ontology annotation, molecular function: molecular adaptor activity. The transcript has 11 exons. NCBI's taxonomy places the organism in Eukaryota, Metazoa, Chordata, Actinopteri, Osteoglossiformes, Osteoglossidae. The coding region runs from base 1 to 2970 and encodes 989 amino acids. The record is from RefSeq and is a predicted model, not a curated record. Gene Ontology annotation, biological process: signaling. Gene Ontology annotation, cellular component: glutamatergic synapse; postsynaptic specialization.
AUGCCCAUCAAGGGGCAGCAAGGAGGCCGCACUCAGCCGCCAGGGUCGUGCCGCUGUGUGUCGGACGACUGCCGAACGCCUCGUGGACGCCUUGACUACGCUCGCUGGCCUGCAGGGGGCACCGUUCCCCGUGCCCAUGGCAGCCAGCAGCCCUUUGCCUCCUGCCACCAGUGCCCGCACUCCUCCGGCUCCUCCGGCUCCUUCGCCUCCAGGAAGGCGCAGCUCCGCCCCCCGGCACAGAUGGACACCUUCCGCACCCUGCAGUACCACCGCUCAGCCUGUGGGGGGCAGCGCGGCGAGAGCCCCAAUCGUAUCCGACACCUGGUGCAUUCCGUCCAGCGCCUCUUCAACAAGUCCCACUCGCUGGAGGACCCUGCCACGAGGUUCGAGUCCAACUGCGGAGGCCCUGAGCCUCAGGACAAAAGGCCGGGGGGUCACGGGGGCAGGCACCGGGCAGAGGGGGGGCACAGCGGAGGUGGACACGGCCCCGUCCCGCAUGGCUUGCGCUCCGGCCGACGCAGCAGGAGCCACGAUCGCAGUAAGAGCAGAGAGUCCCACGAGAACGGAGCCGCUGCAUCGUGGGGUUCCGAGCAGCACCUCGACCGGGACGGCAGCGGCCUGGUGAGCGGCAGGGGGCGCCAAGGAGCGAUGCGAGGCUACAGCACCCUGGACCGGGAGCUGACCGCUAGGAUCUCUGUGGCCCCCGAGCACAGCACUGAAAUGGCUGCAUGGGAGCAGAGCAGGCAGUCAGCCAGCAGGGGCCUGUGGACAUCAGCGAGCGCGAGUCAGGGGCGGGACAACUGUCCGCACGCCUUGGGGUCAAAGGUGAAAGAGCAUCGCUGCCGUCACCUACAGGUUCCCGGGAACACGUGUCUUGGUGACCUCGCCGCUAACAACGCGGGCUCCGAGGAGGUGCCGUGUCACAGGAUGCGGAGCGGCAGCUACAUCAAGGCCAUAGCAGAGGGUGACGGCGCUGAACCCGGGAUCCCCGAAGGAGGCGGAGUCACUGCCCACAGAGAGCCCUUCCGCCGCGCGGUCAGCAUGGACCACCACUCUGCAACCAUGUGUUCCUGUUCACACUGCAGUGACCCGUUCCGAAGUGUUCAUUCUCUGCCAAAGAACCGCGGUCCACACCACAUGUGCACUUGCCCCCCACCCAACACCCAGUCUCAGGCGGUGGAGGCUCUGGACCUGCCCGGAACGUUCCGCGCUCGAAGCCACAGCUACCUCUGUGCCAUCCAGGCCGGUGUGUCCCAGGACGACUGCCUGCCUCCCGUGUCCAGGGGCGGAGCCAAGGCGACCGCAGCACUCCUACAGGACAGGAAGGUCCCCCCUCCCCUGCCACCCCGCAUGUCCAAGAUGCGCCUCAGGGUCGCAGCCCACAUCGGCACGGCGUCGACAGGCAGUCUGCGUUUGCCAAGGCCACAAAGGAGCAGACCACAGAGCCAGUCCCUGGAUGAAAUGGAGGGCAGCGGGGUACAUUUACACAGGGGCUGCUGCUCGCCCUGGAUGGGCACGGCGUGGGUAGACACCUGGUCCCAGGACACUUCUGCUCAAAGUGGGUUCCUCCAAGGCCCAGGGAGCAAGCAGCGCAGUUAUUCCACAGAGAUGCUGGAAAAGGUGUGCGAGCCCCCAGAAAUGCUCUUCCUUGAGGGUCUGGAGCCCCUGAGCGCCAGUCUUCUGGGCCGAAACCAGACGAACCCAAGAGGGCGCGAAGACGACAGCGUGAACUCCGGCCGGGAUGGACGCGGGUGCAGCUGCAGGACAUCCAUUGCGAUACAGAGAGACACCUUGGGGACACUCUCUGACUCAGAUACAGACAGCAAAGCAGUACGGGAAAUGCAGUCCGUCGGCAUUCAAGUCGAAGAGGACAGGCGGUACCUCUUGGGGGAGGAUAAUAGGGGGUACCUCCAGGACCAAGAGGAUAGAAGGUACCUCCAGGGACGAGGUGAUGGGAGAUACCGCUGGCAUGAAGAUGAUGGGAGGUACCAUCAAGAACAAAUGGUCAGGAGGUACUUCAGAGGUGAAGAAGACAGGAGGUACAUUCAAGACCAAGAUGACAGGCAAUACAUCCAGAGUGAAAGUGAUGAGAGCUUCCUUCAAGAUCUAGAUGACAGGGGGUUCCUCUGUAGUGAACAUGAAGGGAGGUUCAUCCAAGACCAAGAGGGUGGAAGGUGCCUUGCGGGUACAGGUGACAUGAGAUGUCUUCAGAAAGAAGAUGAUGGGUGGUAUCUUGAAAAGGACAGGAGGAAGACGCUCCAGGACUCCAGCAGCUUGACAACAGGAACACAGACUGCAGAAGAUGAGGGGUUACCGGACCAAGGUGUUGAAGCCCUGUGGGACACCACCCUCCAGCGGACUGUCCAGGACCAAUCUUACUGCUGCCAGCAGGAUGCUGAGUUCUACCUCCAUCUGCUCCGCUUGGAGGUACAGAGGAUAGAAGGCUGGUGUCGAGGGAUGGAGCAGGAAGCCGAGCUGAGCCAGCUUCCCGAGGAAGUCAUGGCAAGGAUCCGCAGUGCAGUAGAGGACGCCCAGCUGCUGAUGUCUCGCAAGGUCCAACACUUCUUCCAGCUCUGCCAGAAGAGCCUGGAGCCCACAGCCACCCCCCACCGCGAUACUCGCACCCUGGCCGCGCUGUGGGAGCUGCUGCAGUUGGCCCUCGAGGAGAUUCGGCUGGAGUUCCUGGACCUGCAGCGGCUGCGCGACUCGGGCUGGACGGUGCCACCCGACCAGGGGGAGAGAAACACCCCCCCUCCGUUACCAAAGAAGCCCAGCGGAAGCGCCGCCAGGGAGGGGCCGGUCUCCGCGAGCGGGGAAUGGUCUCCGGAGCCGGGGGAGGGGCGGCCGCGUCCCGAGGCCCACGAGACCCCACGUGCAGGCGGGCGACCCACCGCCCUGCGCCAGAACUCUACUAGGGAGAGUGCCGAUGGCACGGAGCGCUACCUGGCUGAGGGACAGACCCGCUUCUGA